Molecule: messenger RNA, 1403 nt
Organism: Gymnodraco acuticeps
Lineage: Eukaryota; Metazoa; Chordata; Actinopteri; Perciformes; Bathydraconidae
Product: leukocyte elastase inhibitor-like
Exons: 7
Coding region: 25-1347 (440 amino acids)
Biological process (GO): negative regulation of endopeptidase activity
Molecular function (GO): serine-type endopeptidase inhibitor activity
Source: RefSeq, a predicted model, not a curated record
CUGCAGUGACUGUGUUUCGUAUAAAUGAGCAGCUCUCUUCCUCUGGGCUUUACCACUGUCCCUGCACAUUGUGGAUUCUCUGUUUUCAGGGGAUUUUUUCGGAUUUGUGUGAGUCUUUACCUUUCGCUUUCACUUCUUCACACGUUGAGUUCGUGCCAGCAGUCGUUGCGCAAGGACAAUAAGGAAACCCGUACAUUUUCCGUCAUGGCCGGCAUCAGCAGCUCAAACACAGAUUUCGCCUUGAAACUGUUCCGCACUCUGAGCGAAGCAAAUCCAGCCGGGAACAUCUUUGUCUCCCCGUUUAGCAUCAGCUCCGCCCUGGCUAUGGUUCACCUGGGGGCUGAAGGAGAUACCGCUGCUCAGAUGGCAAAGGCCCUCUCAUUCAGCUCUGGUAAAGACGUCCACGCAGAUUUCCAGUCUCUAAAUGCUGACAUCAACUCGCCAUCUGCAUCAUACAUCCUGAAACUAGCCAACCGCCUGUACGGAGAAAAUACUGCCAACUUCCUCCCGAAAUUCCUCGCAGCUACACAAAAGUACUACAAGGCAGAUAUGAAAGCUGUAGAUUUUAUCGGAGCUGCAGAGGCGUGCAGAGCGGAGAUCAACGGCUGGGUCGAGCAGCAGACAGAAAACAAGAUUAAAGAUCUUCUGAAGUCAGGAACAGUCACGCCUAUGACAAGGUUGGCCCUGGUUAAUGCCAUCUACUUCAAGGGAAACUGGAUGAACCGCUUUGAUGAGGCAAACACCAAAGAGAUGCCCUUUAAACUCAACCAGAAUGAAUCUAAGCCGGUCCAGAUGAUGUACCAGAUGAAGAAGCUGCCCUACAACUUCAUUGAUGAGCACGGCCUGCAGAUCCUGGAGCUGCCGUACGUGGAUGAGGAGCUCAGCAUGUUCAUCCUGCUGCCUGAGGAGGCCGCUGAUGGCUCUGACCCUCUGCUGAAGCUGGAGAAGGAGCUCACACAGGAGAAGCUGGACGAUUGGACCAAGAGGGAAAACAUGGACGUCCACUCUGAAGUCCUCGUUCACCUGCCAAGGUUCAAGCUUGAGGAAGACUACGAGCUGAACGAGCCUCUUUCCAAACUGGGCAUGACGGACGUGUUCUGCUCUGCGAAGGCUGAUUUGUCUGGCAUGAACGGUGAAGGAGGACUCUUCCUGUCCACGGUGGCCCACAAAGCCUUCGUGGAGGUGAACGAAGAGGGGACGGAGGCGGCUGCAGCCACAGCGGGAAUGGUAUCAUUCUGUAUGUUGAGGGAGGAACACUUCACAGCAGACCACCCCUUCCUCUUUUUCAUCAGGCACAAUAAGACCAAGUCCAUCCUCUUCCUUGGCAGGCUCUCGUCUCCUCAGUAGACAGACACAGCCGAUGAUAAAUGUUAAACCAACUAAAAUAAAAAACAUGCAAAAUC